AUGUACCUCCACCAACUUCUAAUUCUCCACCCCCCACCAUCAUCCAAUGCACCUCCACCAACUUCUAAUUCUCCACCCCAACCAUCAUCCAGUGCACCUCCACCGACCUCUAAUUCUCCACCCCCACCAUCAUCAAAUCCACCAAAAAGUUCACCUUCCCCACCACCACCAACAUCUGAUCCACCUGCAAGUUCGCCUCCACCACCGCAAUCCCGUCCACCAGUGAGUUCACCUCCACCACCAUCAUCAAAACCACCUGAGAAUUCACCUCCACCUCCGUCAAAGCCACCGGAAACUUCACCACCACCACCCCCAUCAUCAAAGCCACCUGGGAACUCUCCUCCACCUCCAUCAUCAAAACCACCUGAGAAGUCACCUCCGCCUCCAUCAUCAAAUCCCCCCGAAACUUCACCACCACCAUCAAACCCGCCAGAGAACUCACCCCCACCUCCAGCAUCCGUGCCACCCAAAAGUUCACCUCCACCACCAGCAUCAGUACCUCCUACAAAUGCGCCCCCGCCUCCUAGGCUUACUCCUCCCAUUCCACCCGGUUCUCAACCAACCCCUUCACCCCCAAAUUCUCCUCCAAAGUCAUCACCUCCACCACCCUUAAAAAGACUGGCACCACCUUCACCCUCGCAUGCUUCUCCACCAGCACCUUCUCAAAUUCCAAGUCCACCAACCUCAAACACUUCCAGUCCUAAUGCACCACCAAGUUCAAAUGCCACAGGUAAUGGGGGCCUUGGUACUGGAGGUGUAGUGGCAAUUGGUGUAGUGGUUGGGGUAAUAGUGCUUAGCCUCAUUGGAUUGGCUGUAUGGUGCUUGAGGAGGCCAAGGAAAAAGAUAUCUGGAGAAGGUUAUGCUAUGACAUCUCUAGCUUCUUCCCCUAGAUCAGAUUCAUCCUUCUUGAAGACACAUUCUUCAGCUCCGUUUGUUGCAAGUCAUUCUGGCAGUGAUUUCAUGAAUUCUCCACCAGAACCAGCAGGAUUAGGCAAUUCAAGACCAUGGUUUACUUUUGAAGAACUAGAUAAGGCGACAAAUGGGUUUUCAUCUCAGAAUCUUUUGGGUGAAGGCGGAUUUGGUUCUGUUUAUAAGGGAUGCCUACCAGAUGGGAGAGAGGUGGCAGUAAAACAACUAAAGAUUGGUGGGGGUCAGGGUGAGCGAGAAUUCAAAGCCGAAGUUGAGAUUAUUAGUCGCAUACACCACCGCCAUUUGGUUUCUCUGGUGGGUUACUGCAUUUCUGAGAACCGAAGGCUGCUUGUCUAUGAAUAUGUCGCUAAUGAUACCCUAUAUUUCCAUCUUCAUGGGGAAGGUAGGCCAGUUCUGGAAUGGGCAACACGAGUUAAGGUUGCUGCUGGUGCAGCUCGUGGGAUUGCUUAUCUACAUGAAGACUGCCAUCCUCGAGUUAUUCACCGCGAUAUAAAGUCUUCAAACAUUCUUUUAGAUAACAACUUUGAAGCUCGGGUUUCAGAUUUUGGACUUGCCAAAUUAGCUCUUGAUGCGAAUACACAUAUUAGUACACGUGUCAUGGGAACUUUUGGAUACGUGGCCCCUGAAUAUGCAUCAAGUGGCAAAUUGACUGAGAAAUCUGACGUUUACUCUUACGGAGUUGUGCUUCUGGAGUUGAUUACUGGACGGAAGCCUGUCGAUACUUCACAACCCUUGGGAGAUGAGAGUCUAGUUGAAUGGGCUCGACCAUUAUUGAGUUAUGCUCUUGAUAAUGAGGAGUUUGAAGGUGUGGUAGAUCCAAGGCUCGGAAAGAACUACAUUGAAAGUGAAAUGUUCAGAAUGAUUGAGAUUGCUGCUGCUUGUGUGCGGCAUUCAUCUGCUAAGAGACCACGAAUGGGACAGGUUGUUAGAGCUUUUGAUAGUUUGGCUGUUUCCGAUUUAACCAAUGGAAUGAGAGUGGGGGAAAGCGAGGCAUUUAACUCGGCACAACAAUCAGCUGAAAUUAGAUUGUUCCGGCGAAUGGCAUUUGAUAUGGAUUGGCUCAGCUGGGAGGACCCUGAUCUGUCUGAAACUGAAACUGACUGCAUCAGGGAGAGGGAGCUUUCUUUGAAAGUCGAGCUCUGUGACACCUUUAUAAGGAAACGCUUAAAGAUAUCAAAGAAAUCUUCCACCAAAAAUGUAGAAGCCAAGCAACAACAGCUUUUUAUUAUAUUUUGGAUAGCCCCUGUUAGAAGCAACAGUGAUGGAAGGCAUGACUCGUAUACAGCCUUUUUAGCAAUCUGCCACAUAUCAUUCCAAUUGCUUCACCCUUCCUAUUACCUCCCUGGAAGAGAAGGAACUUAUUCCUUAACAGCAGGGUCAGGGCUUCCUUGCAAGCUGAUAAAAAAGACAAGAGACUACACCAUGAAGAAGCUUCAGCAAAGAAAGAGGAAAGAGAUUGUAGUGGAAAGUCAAGGAGAAAUAGUACUAGAUCCAUUCAAGGAUGACUUUCUAAGUAUUCUUGGAGAGUCCAUAAGGCCCAUAGAGGCAGGCCAUAGUUGCAGAUGUUGCAUGGAGGAGGUGGACAAGGUGCUGCAGGAGUUAUCUCAGAGAGGAGAGUUUGGAUUUGGAAGCUUUUGGGGUAGAAGAGAAAUGGGUCGUUCCCCAAUUCAUCAUUCAGCAGAAGAUGAUCAAUUUGACAGUAGAUUUGUGCAGUUUCAAUUGAUUGAAAUGGUUGGCUCUGUCAGUUAUUGA
Messenger RNA from Prunus armeniaca (apricot), 2682 nucleotides. The record is from the annotation of a GenBank genome assembly. Lineage: Eukaryota; Viridiplantae; Streptophyta; Magnoliopsida; Rosales; Rosaceae.